AUGGCACUUGAACCAGUAGUAAUUAGUCUUCGCAGAGCAACAUCAGAUAAAUCCUGGGGAUUUGUAUUACAAGGUGGUGUUGAUCAAGGCUUACCAGUAUUUGUCCAUAAAGUUACACGUAAUGGAAUAGCUCAUAAGUCUGGACUCGAACCUGGAGAUGUAAUAUUGAAAAUAUGCGCAACUCCGAUCACUGGGAUGAUACAUGCCCAAGUGAAAGCUGAAAUUUUAAGAGCUGGUAACGAUUUGGAUUUUAUGGUUAAAAAACGUGAUUUCAAUGUAGUUGCAUAUAAUCAAACAAUGCAACAAAUUGCUGCUUCUAAUCGACCAAUUGAUGUCGCUUCAAAUUCACCUGAACCACGUGCUGAAAUAGUUGAAGAACAUUUAUGGCGACAUGGUGGUCCAACAUUUAAAAAUGUUCAACCAAAAUCAUAUAAAAUCCUUGAACAACAAUUACCGCAAUCAAGUAUGGGAGGUCCUGCACCGGGUUCUGUAUUCGACCGUAGUAUGGAUGAACGAUCACCAUAUUUACAAGCUACUGAGCAAACUAUUCAAAAAGCUUAUGGCGAGUCCUAA
Schistosoma intercalatum is the source of this 573-nucleotide messenger RNA. The record is from the annotation of a GenBank genome assembly. NCBI's taxonomy places the organism in Eukaryota, Metazoa, Platyhelminthes, Trematoda, Strigeidida, Schistosomatidae.